AUGUUUGUGUUGCACAUUGUUAUGGAGGAGUUCAUAGGACUGGAGAAGAAAUAUUACAGAUCACCAAUGCACUAUGCAGGGCCUGGUGUUUGCCACAAGUAAAGCUUAAAUGCCCCUUUUUUGGAAGAAAGGUCACUGUUGAAUAUGCUAAUCUAUCUAAGCAAGCAAAGCUAAAAAGAGUCGGAACUUUGCACCAAAUGCCAAAAUCUUACCUAAUUAAGAGUUUAACCUUGUGUGCACGUCUGUCUCUUCCAUAAACCAAAACCUAAAAACACCAAUUACAGCACUCUAAAUCCUCGGAUUAACAUCAUAAUCGCCAAAUAUUAUAUACCGAGUUGACUCAUUCGAUGGAAGCGUACAUAAAACAAAGAAUACCACAAAAAGUUGGGGGUUUGGGGAAGAAGGGAUAGAUGAUGAAUAACUUGUUUUCACAGAGGACUUACGUCGAUCUUAUGCAGAAUUGUGAUCUUCCUCCGCCUCAGAAAGUCUUUGCCGGAGCUGAAAAAUCUGUGAUCAACUGCACCACCAACACUCCACAUUAUCACAGUAUUAAGAAUUGUGGUGGAGAAGAUGAAUUCUCAAUCCCAAAAGAAGUGUCUGAAAUCGAAAAGAUGAAUUUAUUGAGAGCUUUGCAAUUAUCGCAGACGCGAGCGAGAGAAGCAGAGAAGAAAGCCAAAGUUGUAACCCAGGAGAGGGACAAUCUUGCUAAUUCAUUUCUUAGAGAAUCCCUGAGAAUGUUUGCUUACAAACAAUGGGUAAAACUGCUUGAAUUUGAAGUUUCUCAAUUGCAAUCACAGAAUGAAAAUGAACACAAAUUGCCUCGGUGCAGUUGCGAAACCGAUUCGUCUUCAUCAUCAGAGGAAGAGGAAGUAGUAGGAAAUGAAGAAGAAGAAGGUGUAGUAGGAAAUGUGACAUGGUACAUGGCGUUAGCUUUAUGUUUUGGAUUUGCUGGUGUAGGAUUUGUUUUUGGGUGCAGAUACUACUACUACUACUACAUUAUUUGAGAGAUUUCUUCUUCUUUUCCAUGACUUUUUGAGAAUGAAUAAGCUAAAGCUGAUGAAAUGUAAUAAGUUCCCAACUCCAAUACAAAUGCGACUUGUUUUCACCAA
Messenger RNA from Papaver somniferum (opium poppy), 1109 nucleotides. RefSeq lists its product as uncharacterized. Bases 411 to 1004 code for a protein of 197 amino acids. The record is from RefSeq and is a predicted model, not a curated record. Lineage: Eukaryota; Viridiplantae; Streptophyta; Magnoliopsida; Ranunculales; Papaveraceae. The transcript has 3 exons.